Messenger RNA from Leguminivora glycinivorella, 1567 nucleotides. It is a transcript of the gene MICU3, whose product is annotated as calcium uptake protein 3, mitochondrial. Gene Ontology annotation, molecular function: calcium ion binding. Bases 1 to 1182 code for a protein of 393 amino acids. The transcript has 11 exons. Gene Ontology annotation, biological process: mitochondrial calcium ion homeostasis; calcium import into the mitochondrion. NCBI's taxonomy places the organism in Eukaryota, Metazoa, Arthropoda, Insecta, Lepidoptera, Tortricidae. The record is from RefSeq and is a predicted model, not a curated record. Gene Ontology annotation, cellular component: uniplex complex.
AUGCACAACUUGCACAAGCCCGACGAGCUGGCGAAAUCGGUGAAACUGACAUCUCGAGAGCGGCGCUUCAUCAAGUUCGCCUCAGUCGAAUACAACGGCCAGCUGUACAUGACGCCGCAGGACUUCCUCGAGUCCGUGGUGGAACAGGAGCCUAGACCCCGACUGAAGCGGCGAAUCCUAACGACCAAAGAGAUAGAACAGCUGAGGGACAGCACGCCGGCCCUGAAGAAGGGCUCCCCACAAAUGUUCCGCAACCAACGGGACCGGGGUAAGACAUCCUGGGUGUCAUUUUCUCACUUAAUGGUCUCAUUGACUAAGCCGGCAUCCGGUUUCCAGAUAGCCUUCAACAUGUUCGACACGGACGGCAACCAAAGAGUAGAUAAGAAUGAAUUUCUAGUCAUCCAGCGGUUGCUCGGGGGCUCGUUCAGGGAGCGAAAGAACCUGGACGCGAAGAGCAAGGAAGCUAUGGAGAAAAUCUUCAGCUUCGCAUGGCGCGGCAAGCGCGGGAUAGAGAGCCAAGAUGGUGGCGACGCCGACAAGCCGCAAGACUCGUACGUCAACGACGAGCAAGGGUUGCAGCGGCGACACAACGUCGACACGCUGCUGCAGGUCCAUUUCUUCGGGAAAAAGGGCACUAGCGACCUGAAGUUCGACGGCUUCAAGCAGUUCAUGGAGAACUUGCAGACUGAAGUGCUGGAGCUCGAGUUCCAAGAAUUCGCUAAAGGUCACGAAACAAUAUCCGAAGUGGACUUCGCAAAGAUCCUCCUCCGCUACACAUACCUCGAUACAGACGAAUACGACAUGUACUUAGACCGUCUUCUAGACCGCAUGAAACUCGAACGGGGCAUCACCUUCCCGGAGUUCAAGACUUUCUGCCAGUUCCUAAAUAAUUUAGAUGACUUUACCAUUGCUAUGAGGAUGUAUACGCUGGCUGACCAUCCUAUCUCCAAAGAUGAGUUCCACCGCGCCGUAAAAAUCUGCACGGGCAUCUCCCAGUCGGAGCACCUCGUGACCACCGUGUUCGCUAUCUUCGACGCGGAUGGUGAUGGCCUGCUCAGCUACAAGGAGUUCAUCGCCAUCAUGAAGGACCGCCUGCACCGCGGGUUCAAGUCGUAUGCCAAGAACGAGGGCUGGGAGGCGUUCAAGACCUGCGUCAAGCAAGAAAUGAAGAGCUCCGUUUAGCCGUAUUACAACAAUAUAGCUCAAUUAUUGCCAUACCUAUGCCUUUAAAUCUCCUACAAUUUGGUCAACUAAUAGAUCUCAACUAAUUAAAAUUUCUUAAUAACUGUAGAACGGCUUUCCUUGUAAUUUUUUAAUAUAAAAAAAAAUUGAAAUUUGAAUCUUUGAAAAAUAAGAUCAUCGCAAAAAAACUAAUUAUGAAACUAGUUAUUGGACCCGUGUAUUUCUAACUUGUUUUUUAGGGAUCUACAAAAAUUCAUCCUUUUACUCGUUACAUGAUUUUGAUUAAUUAUUACUUAUUAGAAAAAUGUUAUAAAAGAAUUGAAUAAUAAAGGCAUUUAUUUUCCUGUAAAAUACUUCUUGUAAAUACAAAAUAUUUUAAACUCUU